Messenger RNA from Urocitellus parryii (Arctic ground squirrel), 706 nucleotides. NCBI's taxonomy places the organism in Eukaryota, Metazoa, Chordata, Mammalia, Rodentia, Sciuridae. The record is from RefSeq and is a predicted model, not a curated record.
UGCAUGGCCCGGGGAGCGGGGUGCGCCGCUCCUGCGGCGGGAGGAGAGCCAGUCCGCGAGCGGGCGAAAGCGGGUGCCGUUCCGCCGGCGCCCUGGACAAGAGCGUCUCCUGCGGGGGGAGCGCAGCUUCCGCCAACGGGCGCGGCAGAGUGGCCCUGGGAGGCGCCACCAGGCCCUCCGGAUGCCGCCGGCUCCGCCCCGGCCUCCCCGAGCCGCCCCCGCCGCCAGCCACUCAGGAACCUUCCAGAGGCGCGGUGCCCAGCCCAGCCCGAGGGCGGGCGGACCGGGGUCUCCCGGCUCGGUCGCUGGCCGCCGGGGCAGCCCCUAGAAUGGGGAGAGCGCAGGUGCUUACAAGGCACUGAGGAUCCAAUGAAGAAUAAGAGAUCAAGCUCUAACACAGCUGUGUUUAAGCGCCUCUCACCCAGCCAGAGAGGUAACUCAAAUCGCGUGGGAGGAUGGCCUCCCACAGAGGAUUCACAUUUUUUUUUCUGUGAUGGAAUGCUUGAGAGCACUCAGAAGGAUACCUGGUAACCUAAGAAGUCCCUGGAAUUUUUGUUGAGUGAUCACAUGUCAACAGAAGAGAGAAACUCUGCAGUCUGGGAAACAAAACAAAUCUACAAUGUCAUGAGAUCUUCACCAUCUCUCAAGUUCUUGCUGUUGGUAAAUCUAAUUUAGGAGGGAAAAGGAAAAGAAGUACUAUUUUCUG